Messenger RNA from Cucumis melo (muskmelon), 1059 nucleotides. RefSeq lists its product as uncharacterized. NCBI's taxonomy places the organism in Eukaryota, Viridiplantae, Streptophyta, Magnoliopsida, Cucurbitales, Cucurbitaceae. The transcript is spliced from 3 exons. The record is from RefSeq and is a predicted model, not a curated record. The coding region runs from base 250 to 798 and encodes 182 amino acids.
GCUCCUAAUUCUGCCACCUCACUUAUUCAAACCUCCCUCACACUCUCUUCAUUUCUCUUCUUCUCACACUAAAUUGAUUCUCCGCUUUCCUUUUCUUCCGAUUCUUCAUUUUCCCCUCAUUUUCUUUCACUUUCCCGCUGUUUCUCUCUCUCGUUUUCUUUCUUCUUUUUUCCUUCAAAUUCUCUCUCCCUCACUACACAUUUCUUCUUGCUGCUGCACUACUUCACAGAUUUUUUGGACCGUACAACAAUGGAGAUCGAAAAUUCUUCCGUUCAUCAGCGUUUGCUCCUAACGUUUGCCGCAGGCAUUUCGGCGACGCUGUUUGGCUUUGUUGCUUUGGCCGAGUUGCUUGCUUCAACUGAGUUCCUUGAUUCGAAUAAGAUGGAUGUCAUUGAUGCAUCCAACGAGAAAAGGAAAUCCAAGUCUAGGAAAUGUCAGACGACAAGGCUGACUGAUGGAGAAGAAAAUGAGAAUGAGAAUAACGACAGUGAUAACGAACUUGGAGACGGUCAAGAUGUGCAUGAAAAUGGAGAAGAAGAAGGUAAAAAUGCUCCUACUAAAGAUGGUGCUAACGGAGAAGAAGAUGGUAGCAAUGAUAAUGGUGACGGUGGGAGUGAGAAUAGUGGUGAGGGUGGUGAUGACGAAGAAGAAAAUGAUGAUGGUGGGAGCGAUGAGAACAAUGAAGAUAAUAAUGAAGACGAUGAUGACGUAGAUGAAGAAGAUGCAGAGGAAGACAACUUUGAAGGAGAAGAGGAUGACGAAGAAACUCUUCCACCACCAAAGAAGAGAAAGAAGUAGGAAAAAGAUAAAAAGAAGUGAGAAGGAAAAAUAUGCUAACUGUGAAAGCACUUUCUAAUUAUCCUAAUGAGACUGCUUCCAACUGUAAGUUUUGGAUACUAAAAGCUCUCAAGACAUGGCUGAGCUCAUCAGCCAAUUUGACCUCAACAAAGCAAUCGCUAUCUUAGUGUUAUAGCGUUUGUGUAUGCACUAAUGUUUUUAGUUUUGUAUGAAAGUUCUUCGAUUGAUUCAACAAAGACUACUGCUCUUUCUAUUGUUAAA